This is a messenger RNA of Armigeres subalbatus, 1013 nucleotides long. RefSeq lists its product as uncharacterized. NCBI's taxonomy places the organism in Eukaryota, Metazoa, Arthropoda, Insecta, Diptera, Culicidae. Gene Ontology annotation, cellular component: extracellular region. The transcript has 2 exons. Gene Ontology annotation, molecular function: chitin binding. The coding region runs from base 100 to 900 and encodes 266 amino acids. The record is from RefSeq and is a predicted model, not a curated record.
CUUGGUUUCAUGCUGUUGCUGUGAUACGCAGGGAGUGUUCACGAGUGGUUGGAAGAAUAAACUCAUUGAGUCAUUCCCUGUGGUGUUGAAAUAUCCAACAUGAGCUACUGGCGGCUGACGGUGGGAGUACUCUUGGUGAUAUCUGCUGCUGCAAGAGGAAACCGUAUUUUGUCGGUGACCAAGUUCCAGUCCGAAACAUGCACGACUGACGGCAUCAUCUGUAUAACAUGUAAAACCGUGGCCCGAUGCAUAGAGUUGAACAACUCGUGGCAACCGGUUCCGGUAGAGGAAUGUGACGCCGAUGCCGGAUAUUUUUGCAACGUUAACGAGGGCGGCUGCUCUCAACGGAUUGGGGCAUGCAAUCCGGCUGGCCAGGAAGGAAACUUCGUGUGUAAUACCAUGGGUGUAUUCCCCGAUCCGUUCGAAUGUGAGAAAUAUCAUUUUUGCUAUCAGAAUGGUCAGAACCUGGUGUCUAUUAACAUGGCAUGCGAAAACACGGCCUUUUCCCCUACGACAGGAGACUGUUCGUUACCAUUGAAUGAUACGACUUGCACAAUUCCUCAAUGGAAUUGCUCCCAAGCAGGUGAGAUGAACGCUUGGCCAGGAAAUAAUAACAUUUAUUAUCUUUGUAUGGCCGACAAUAGGAACGGCAUUCGUGUCCUAUAUCCCGAACUUUACCGGUGUAGCGCCAACCGAGUGUUCAAUGGCACUCGCUGUGUAGAUAGGCAAACAGUUCCAUCACAAACGUAUCGAUGUGACUCCCCCGGUCUGUAUGAAGAUGUCACUGACUGCCGAUAUUAUUAUUUCUGCGAUGCCAACCUGGUAGCACAACAUAUUCAGUGUCCGUCUGGGAGCUAUUUCGAUACACGGACAUCUUCAUGUGUAUUGGGCACUUGCUGAACGUACGACAUGUUAUGCUUUCGGAAUGUUUCAACCACAGUCAUCUCAUUUUGUACGCCUUCCGUUCUGUUAUGUAAUAAAUAUUCAUAGAUAGUUAGAAGUGGAACAUUCAA